Cuscuta epithymum is the source of this 1087-nucleotide messenger RNA. The record is from the annotation of a GenBank genome assembly. Lineage: Eukaryota; Viridiplantae; Streptophyta; Magnoliopsida; Solanales; Convolvulaceae.
UUAAAAGACGACCCAUAUGGACCUUUUCGCGAAGCUGCCGGAGGGAUGCAUCGCUGAAAUCGUUUCCUUCACUUCGCCGGCCGAUGCAUCGGCGCUUUCGGUCAUCUCCAAACGCUUCAAAUCCGCUACUGAAUCGGACACCGUUUGGAAGAAGUUUUUGCCGCCCGAUAUUGAUGAAAUCGUCUCAAAAUCAUCCAUUCCCUAUUAUUUAGCACCUACCAAGAAGGAUCUUUAUGCUUUCCUUUCUCAUUCUCACAUUCUCUUGGAUGGAGGCAAAUUGGUACGUUCAUCCUUAAAUAGUUAAUUAAACACCCUGUUUUUUUAAUCUCUGUAGCGUAUACUCCUUACAUACGAAUAAGGUUUCUUUCUCGACAAAAGUUCCGGGAAAAAGUGUUUCAUAGUUCCACCCUCAGAACUUGUUUUCCCCGCGAAGAAUUAUUCAGAUAUCCCGAUUAUGGUACAAGAGCUAAAAUUCUCCAGGUCUAUCGAUGUGGCUGUACUGAACUCAAUGGAUGGUAGCAUGUUUUACAUUUUUGGGAGAAUCAGCAGCGAAAAGCUAUCUGAAGAAACACACUACUCAUCCUAUUUGGUGUGCAAACGAUCACCGAAGCAUAGCUACCUCAACACCUCAUUCAGCGUAAGGUGUAGAUUUGUUGACAAUGAGGGUAGAGUUGUGGGUGUAAGUGAAGGUAAGGAGUUUCGAGUUCCCGUUUGUAGAGAUGACGGGUGGUUGGAGGUGGAAAUUGGGACUUUUUUUAACGCGGGAGGGAAUCACAACAAUGUCGAAUCUUGUGUGUCAAGUCUUAGUCUCCGGUUAGGACAAUCCCUCAUUGUGCGAGGGAUUGAAUUUCGGCCGAGCUGAAACUACUUUUGGAGGUAUGAGAGAUUGUAGAUUUUUUAAAGAAUUCUUGGAAUAAAAAUAGAACCUCUAGUUAGAGAACAAUAUCUAGCUAGUGAUGUGAAGCGAAAAAAAAGUAACUUUUCAUCUUGAUAUACAUAUUGACUAGACUAGUUUGCCCAUGAGUACAUAAACAUUCUAGCUUGACGGUUGGGUGUAUUUGUUAUCAAUUUGCCCAUGUGAAUGGCC